AUGGCGUCCGGCAACCAAGACGAACCCGAUCCAACUUCCAAGCUCAGAAAAGGGCUGUCAGCGACCUUCACUUCCGGUGUCUUCUCAGACCUCAGAAUCCACUGCAAAGGAAGCGAAUGGAAUGUUCAUAAAGUGGUCGUCUGCGCCCAAAGCGACUUCUUCAAUCGAGCUUGCGUCCUAGACUUCAAGGAAAAGAAAGAGAAUCUCAUUAACCUACGCGAAGAUGAUCCUAACAUUGUCCACGCGAUGCUGGAAUACCUCUACAAGUUCGAAUACCAUGGACACAGACAAGGCCCUACCGACCCUGGCAGUGUUAUGUCGUUUCAUGUGGAUGUCUACAUCAUAGCGGAGAAAUAUGGCCUUUCACACCUGAAGGCGUAUGCUCUUAAGAUGGCAAAGGGAGGAUUCAACUACAACCAACUGGAUCCCAAAUCUUUCGCACCGAUAGUCUCAGCUAUUUACGAUGGAACACCGGAUUCCGAUCGUGGAAUGCGCGACUUCAUCUGUAAAGUGGCUGCUACCCGUCUUUGCGACCUUUUGCUCUGCGACGAAUUCAAAGACCUGAUCAGAAACAACGGAGAUUUUAGCAUUGAUCUUCUGGGUACUUUCGCACUUCCGUCUGCUGCUAGCCGCAAAGAAAAGGCUCGGAAGGGUAACGUGGAAGCCCCUUAUAACUGGUUCCCAGAGUUCAGAACCUGA
Molecule: messenger RNA, 699 nt
Organism: Aplosporella prunicola CBS 121167
Lineage: Eukaryota; Fungi; Ascomycota; Dothideomycetes; Botryosphaeriales; Aplosporellaceae
Exons: 3
Coding region: 1-699 (232 amino acids)
Molecular function (GO): protein binding
Source: RefSeq, a predicted model, not a curated record